AUGGAUGAUACUUUAAUCUGGAAUAAGCACAUAGUUGCCAUUUCUAUAAAUUGUGUUGGAGGCGGACGUGAGUGUCAAAAUAAAGCAAAGAAUUUAGCUCCCGUCGGUCUUUUUAAAGUACAAAAAGAAAAUACCGAAUUAUUAGAAAAAAGUCUUCCGCUAGAGUUCAUCGAUGAUAUACGUUCAGUUAAACGUAUACGUUACAAAUUAAGAGACCUUGAUGUAAAACUUAAGCUAGGAGGUGAUUUAAUGAAUGCAGUUUAUGUCUUUGGUCUAGCUGGAUUUGCUGCAAAUUAUCCCUGCGUAUUUUGCACUCAUCAUAUAGGUGAUCUUCAUAUAACUCAAGAAACUGCUUAUCAUAAAUCUGUCACAGAAGGCAGCGGCAAAAAUAAAGUGACAAAAACAGUUAGAAAUAACAGAUCGUAUCAUGAUGUAAGUAAAUUAGCGCGUUCGCUAGACGAACAAAAAGAGUGUUUGAAGAACGGAAAAAUCAACGAUUUCGAAUAUAAGUGUGAACCACUAUUUGGUGAUCUGUUUACUUACAAAGAUUAUGUUCUCGAUACGCUGCAUAUGAAAUUGAGAAUUUUAGACGUAAAAUAG
Didymodactylos carnosus is the source of this 600-nucleotide messenger RNA. The record is from the annotation of a GenBank genome assembly. Lineage: Eukaryota; Metazoa; Rotifera; Eurotatoria; Philodinida; Philodinidae.